This is a messenger RNA of Harmonia axyridis, 674 nucleotides long. Its product is annotated as translocon-associated protein subunit delta-like. Gene Ontology annotation, cellular component: endomembrane system; endoplasmic reticulum; membrane. The record is from RefSeq and is a predicted model, not a curated record. The transcript has a single exon. The coding region runs from base 77 to 622 and encodes 181 amino acids. NCBI's taxonomy places the organism in Eukaryota, Metazoa, Arthropoda, Insecta, Coleoptera, Coccinellidae.
AAUUAAAUUUCAAAAAUCAAUAAUUCACCGCUAAACUUGAAGAUCAGAAUUGUAUAUACUCACGCAUACCAUUAAAAUGUUAUUAUUGCAUACAAUAAUAACAUUUCACCAUAGUGAAAUGUUAUCGAUACUGAUAUUUUCCUUGUUAUCAUUGCAAUUCACAGCAGGUUCAACCUGUGGAGAUGUGGAAGUAUCCACGAAGUCCUACACAACGGAAGAUGCUACCGUUCUUUCCCAAAUUGCAUAUAUAAGCGAGUUUGAAGUGAAGUGUAAUCCAGCUUCUUCAUCUCCUGGGAAUUUAUAUGCAUUAUUUAAGGAAAUUAUCGUUCCCGUGGCAAACGUCGCACCAAAUAAAUAUCAAAUUAGCUGGACAGAGGAUUUAAAGACUGCACAAGUCGGAGAAAUAAUAGUGAAAAUAUUUGACGAGAAUGGCUAUGCUGCUUUAAAGAAAGCUUUGAGGAAUGGUGACAAUAUACAUGAAGUGGAAUAUUUUACUACAUUGUCAAUUUCUCACCCAGGUGCUUAUAAAGGGCCUUGUAUAAGUUGUGAAUUUCUUGCAGCAUUGUUUUCUUUGUCAAUUGCUUAUUAUGCUGUGCACUUAAGAAUGAAGUUUGUUUCUUAAUUGUUUUUAUAGGUGAGUAUUAUGUAUAUUUAAAAUAAAGUAUAUGAUUUUC